Messenger RNA from Anolis sagrei ordinatus, 3622 nucleotides. RefSeq names its product cytosolic phospholipase A2 epsilon-like. NCBI's taxonomy places the organism in Eukaryota, Metazoa, Chordata, Lepidosauria, Squamata, Anolidae. The record is from RefSeq and is a predicted model, not a curated record. Gene Ontology annotation, biological process: glycerophospholipid catabolic process. Gene Ontology annotation, cellular component: cytosol. Gene Ontology annotation, molecular function: calcium-dependent phospholipid binding; calcium ion binding.
CCUGCUGAGCUGCUUUACAGUUUCAACUUGUGCCAAUAUCUUUUGGGACUGGUGCUUAGUUUUUAAAAGUCUCAUGAGUAUGUGGCUAGAAUCCAGUGGAUUUUUACAAUGGAAUCACCUACUAUUUCUCCUAAGGUUGUAAACAGCAAAACAAAAUCACAGGGACCUCUGGAAACACAAUGGAUGUACCAGCAUGCUAUACAACAGAAUGCUGGAUGCAAGGGUAUUGAAUCACCAUGCUAUUUGCUGACUGUAAGAAUAAUCCGUAUGCGUAAUCUCCACCAAGAAGAUUUUUUAAGUGAAACAGAUUGUUAUGUGACCUUGUGGCUCCCUACUGCCUCUUCUGAAAAAGUUCAGACAAAAACAGUUUCAAAUUGCAAAGAUCCAGUGUGGAAUGAAGCAUUCUUCUUCAGGAUCCAGAGUCAGGUUAAGAAUGUCUUGGAAUUGACCAUAUGUGAUGAAGAUAUCUUGAAAGAUGACAACUACCGUAUUAUUUUAUUUGACAUAGCUAAAGUUCCUCUUGGGGAAUCAAUCUUCAUGAAAUUUGAAUUGAAUUCCCAGAAACAUGAAGAACUGGAAGUUGAAUUCACACUGGAGAAUAUAGCAGGUCCACCUGAAACAAUAAUUACUAAUGGAGCAAUAAUGUUUCGUCAGCUUUGCUGCAUGGAAAUUUUGAGCACUCAGAAGAAAAGGAAGAAGAAGAAGAAAAAGAAGCGCUCAAAAAAACAUGAUAUCACAUGUACAUUGAAAGGAUCCUUUGAAGAAACCCAAAGCAUUUCAUUAGGCUGUGCCUCCAGCUUGCAUUUCAAUGAGCCUUCCCUCUUCCAUUAUGCCAAGUACAGGCAAGCAGAAUUGGAUGUCCUGCUUCCAAGGAAGAGAUCACUUCCCUUGUUUUGUUCCUGUGUUUCACAUGGAGCAGGUUUAAAUAGGAAGAUGCACUGGGCCUUGCCUGUAAAUUCAUUUCCAAUUGAUCGGGAAGUAUUUAAAGAGGAAAAAGAAUUUAAUUUACACUUCAAAGUAAAGGAUUGCCCACCAUGCCCUGAUGUACGCUUGGGGUUUGACCUCUGCCCAGAAGAACAGGAAUUUCUCACAAAACGGAAAAGGGUGGCAGCGGAUGCUUUUAAGCGCGUUCUCCAGCUUGAGGAAGACCUGCAGGAUGAUGAGGUACCAGUGGUAGCAAUCAUGACCACAGGUGGUGGAUUCAGAGCUCUUACAGCACUUUAUGUCCAUCUGUUGACAAUCCAGAGUCUGGAUGUUUUGGAUUGUAUUUUCUAUCUGACUGGAUUAUCUGGAACAACAUGGACAAUGUCACAUUUGUAUGAAGAUCCUUACUGGUCAUGUAAGAAUUUGGAAGAGGUUCUCAGUGAUGUCCACAAACAAGUGAGAAAAAACAAGUUCCUUGCCAGUUUUUCACCCGAACGCCUGAAGUACUAUGCAAAGGACCUGUGGCAGCGACACCAAGAAGGGCAUAGCAUCUCUUUUACAGACCUCUGGGGACUCCUCAUUGAAUCCAUGCUACGUGAUGGGGAAAAUCCUCAUAAACUCUCAGAUCAGCAGCAAGCUUUGGCACAUGGCCAGAACCCUCUCCCAAUAUAUCUGUGUCUCAAUGUGAAAGAGAAACGAAGUAAUCACGGUUUCAGAGAAUGGAUGGAGUUUACGCCAUAUGAAAUAGGAUUCCAAAAAUAUGGUGCCUACAUUCCUGCUGAAUAUUUUGGCAGUGAAUUUUUCAUGGGUCGUUUGAUGAAGAAAAUUCCUGAAUCACGAAUCUGCUACUUGGAAGGAAUCUGGAGUAGUGUGUUUUCAUUGAGUCUUAUGGAUGUCUGGUUCCUUACUGUGAGUUCAGAAGAUUUUUGGGAAACGUGGACAAGAGAGAGAGUAACUGAGAUUGAUGUAUCCAAUGAGGCAUAUAUUCUACCUACUCGUACAGAAUGUCCUCCAAACAGUCUUGCCAAUGUUUUUCAAGAUAUUAUAAUGUGGCGACCUGCUGUUUCAGUUAUUCCUAAUUUUCUGAAGGGCUGCCCAAUGAACAACAGAUAUCUAGAAAGUGAUUUUUCUAAGUGGAAAGAUUGCGAUCUUGACAAUUUUCCAAACCAGUUGACAGGAUCUGAAGACUACCUCUACCUGGUAGAUACAGCAUUUUCCCUUGAUACCAGCUAUCCACCACUCAUGAGACCAGAGAGAAAAGUCGAUUUAAUUAUACAUUUAAAUUACAGCUCAGGAUCACAGUUACUGCCUCUGUCAAAAGCCUCUGAUUAUUUCUUAAAACAAGGAAUCCCAUUCCCCAAAAAUGUUCCAAGAGAUGAAACAGAAAAACACGUAAAGGAGUGUUAUUUGCUAGGAGAAGAAGAAGGCCCCGAGACUCCUUUAGUGCUGCUUUUCCCUUUGGUUUGUGACACUUUCAGAGAGUACAAAGCGCCUGGUGUGAAACGUAGUCCUGAGGAAAUGAAAGAUGGUGACAUUGAUCUUACCAGUUCUCUUGGUCCUUACAAUGUAUAUACUUUGCGAUAUCCUGAAGAAGAUUUUGAAAAGCUAACUAAACUAACUGAAUACAACAUUCUAAACAACAAAGAUAUGUUACUGAAGGCUUUGCGUGCAGCUGUGGGACGGAAAAGGCAGCAUAAGAGAUAGCUGCUUUAUAAUCUGUAGUGAGAAUAUUUGAGAGAAUGUUCAGCAAAGGUUGUACAUGUUGUUCAGAAGUUCUACAGGACUCAUUCCAAAAUGAAAUUAUAAAGGCUAUUUCAAAAAUAUACUUAAUAGACUGGUUGAGCAACUCUUGUCCAGAAUUCUGAAAUCCCAAAUAUUCCAAAAUCCAAAACUGUCCACAUGGGUGGCUGAGACAGAGACACCUUUGCUUUCUGCUAGCUCAAGGUACACAAAUUUUGUUUAAUGCACAAAAUCAUUACAAAUAUUGUAUGAAAGUACCUAUCAUCUAUACUUUAAAACAGGCAUGAAGCAUAAAUAUGUUUUAUGUUAAACUUAGGUCCCAUCUCCAAGAUAGCUCAUAACAUAGUAUAUUCAAAUACAGGUAAAUAAAAAUCCAAAAAAAUGUGAAAUCUAAAAUGUCGCUGGUCCCAACUGAGCAAGAGUGAUCAAGAAAUGGAUACAAUUUUUCUACUCUGAAGCUGUUUGGUAAUUCUCUAAAUUAGUUAUAGCAGCAAUACACUUUUGAAUAAAAUAUUAUACAGGUAGUUGUAUAGCUCGUGGUGCAGCCAUUUUUGUUCAAUGUAUGCAUUACAUCGACAAAGAUGCAAAACUUCACUAUGGAAUGUAUGAACUUUCCCAACAGAUUUCAUAUGUUUACAUAUUGUUUCACUGUUUCUGUAUAAUUUAUGCAUGAACAACAAUUUUGCCUAUAAUUAUUUUGUUUAGUGUAACAUAAUUUUAAAAGAACAUAAACCUAGUUCUUGUUCGAUAAAUAAUGGUUCUUAUAUGUGGGAACAGGCUGCACCCAUGCUUGUGUACACACAUUCUCGUUUAUUGGAUCUAACUGGUCAUAUCUAGCAACAGUAAAUAUAUCUUGACAAAGGGGAACAUGUUGGUGUUUGCAUUCAGAUCCAGGUGCCCUCACACAAAAAGAGAACAUUACUGUGGGUCUUCACCUGGGUGGAAGGAUCAUUUGCUU